AUGUCCACGGAUCCGCCUACUGCGGAGGUCCCUCAGGCCGAGGGGCCAACUAUCGACGAAGCCAAAGAUACAAGCGCCCGACGGGCCUCCGGUACCGCCAGGCGGUCGCGUCGUAAGAAGGAUGACGACCCUGACACAAAGUCAGCCAAGAAGGACAAGGAACCUAAGGAAAAGCCGGCCCGUGCUCCUCGUCGUCCCCGGGAGAAAUCCACUACAAAUAGCACGAGCUCACGGAAGAAACCCAAACUGGAUCCUGCGCAACAAACUACUGGGGCUCCUGUUCCGGACGCCCCAGCCCCGUCGGCGCCGCAAUCUCAGUCGCAGCCCUCACAACCUUCUCAACCUGCUCAACCUGCUCAACCUGCUCAACCUGCUCAACCUGCUCAACCUGCUCAACCUGCUCAACCUGCUCAACCUGCCCAACCUGCCCAACCUGCCCAACCUGCCCAACCUGCUCCACCUCCUCAGCCCUCUUCAACUUCAUAUUCUCAAAGCCCGCAUCUACCUUCAGCUCCCGGAGGUAGUUACCAGUUGUCACAACCACUGCAGCCCCCGCGCCAGCAAUCCCAAACCCCAGUAUCGCAACCUCCAAGAACCAGCGGACAGAACUUCGACCCGAUCCGCUCUGCGUUUGACAAUCCAUCUCCAGCUCCCGCAUAUAGUCCCCCCGCUCGUGCAUUGUCCCCACGCAACACCUACCGCGCUAGUGCAUCACCGGCAAUUUCGAGCAUAAUCGACCCGCCAACGCAAAAUCAACAUGUCUACACCCCGCUUCAACGCACCUCUUCCGGUCAGGCUUCACGUGUCGCCUCGCCGGCGGCGCCUGCAAUGGCUCCUACACCAUCACAUCCAUCAUUAGCUCCGUCGCCUCUUCCAGCCUCAUCUCCUUCCUAUGGAGCUGUACACACCCCACAGCCGUUGGCGCAUUCCAAUCACUACACAACCCCAUACCCACCUACCGAGCAGCGGCAGAAUCCCUCACAAACACCGAAACUGGAACUUUCUUCGCCGGCGAUGCACCAGCCCCAGCCUCCCACACAGGCAGAGCCAAGCGCACAACCAACCCCGCAAAAACAGCAAUCUGAAGCAAUGGACGUUGAUCCAAAGCCGCAACCUAAGGAGCAGUCGGCUCCAAGCGCCAAAAAAGAGAAGGGCGCGGCCACGCCGACAUCUAAAGCCUCGUCUCCGAAGCCGGCUCGGCCUGCGAAGGAACCCGCUCACAUACCCCAAGGCUCUGGUCUGAUCACCAAUGCGCUGUUCGGUGGAGCAGAAGAAGCGGCCAAGUCGCCAGAUUCGCGAACCACACCCAACAUUAUCGUCCAUGUUCCAUUGAACAAGGGCAACCAGAUUGUUAACUUUGCUCGUCUCGCGGAGGAACAAUACGGAUUCGCUGCUCUGCAUCCUCGCCUAGCUGCCCACAAAGCACGCUUGGCUCGAGUUGCAGCCGCAGGAGCUGCUCUGGAAAAGAACGAUAAAAACGCCAAGGGAAUUUCUGCCGGCGAGAGUGCCGACGAGGAUUUGAGCAUGGACGCAGGUGGUGAUAGCGAUGUAGACGGGGAUGUAGCCAUGGGUGGAACCGGCGCAGGAACCAAUGGCGCACCCUCCGAGGCAAGCGAUGGAAAGAAAAAGCGUCGCAAGAAGGUUGAGGAAUAUGACCGAGACGAUCCGUUUGUGGAUGACAGUGAGAUGGUAUGGCAGGAGCAGGCUGCUGCCAGUAAAGACGGCUUCUUUGUCUACAGCGGGCCAUUGGUCCCAGAGGGAGAGAAGAUUCAAGUAGAACGGUAUGACCCAACUUUCCUCUCUGCACCCUCCAUUACACAGCUGACAUGUUUUUUCCUCUAUAGAGCGGAUGGUACGAUCAAGCGCGGUCGUGGACGUGGGCGAGGAACAGGCCGUGGACGUUCAUUGGCCUCACAUCCCCACGUUCCGAUUGCUGCAGCUGUGCCUAUAUCGCAGGAUACAGGUUUGCCACUGCGAGGACCUGGUUCUCGAGGUGGUACGUCACGUCGCGCACGUGGCAGUAAGAAGACCGAGGGUGAAAAGCACACUACCGAACGUAACGGCACUACUGCUUCCGCCGCACACGAAGGACGAGGUGGCCGUGGCGGAGCUUCAGGCUCCGGUCGUGGUGGUAGUAACAGUACUCGGGGCGGGAAGACCUCGUCUACAGCCACAGCCCCGGCUUCAGCUACCACCCCCACAUCAACGCCGGACGUCGUUCCUACGCCCUCAACUCCGAGUAACCCGUCUGCACCGCCGGGUCCUAGUCCCUUGGCUGGCCCUGAGCUGAUGAUGAAACAGAGUGCUUGA
This is a messenger RNA of Penicillium salamii, 2310 nucleotides long. Lineage: Eukaryota; Fungi; Ascomycota; Eurotiomycetes; Eurotiales; Aspergillaceae. The record is from the annotation of a GenBank genome assembly.